Molecule: messenger RNA, 252 nt
Organism: Penicillium chermesinum
Lineage: Eukaryota; Fungi; Ascomycota; Eurotiomycetes; Eurotiales; Aspergillaceae
Exons: 1
Coding region: 1-252 (83 amino acids)
Source: RefSeq, a predicted model, not a curated record
AUGGGCAUCCUCCUGAAGGAUUUGAUUGGCGCUGUCCCUCGCCCUUGGGGUCAGAAUAAGCUGUGGCAGCCUACGACCGAGGAAAGCGAAGGGCCGAGCUCGCGCGGCUCCGUAGAGUUUCGAAGCGGAGCGAAAGACCCUGAUGAGACAACGGUCUUGGCGGGGAUGAUCAGCCGACAAGGCAAUGCAGCUCUGAACGUCGGGCACGGCGAUUAUUGCACUAGUCACGGUAAUUUCGCCCUGAUGGGGUAA